This is a messenger RNA of Nerophis lumbriciformis (worm pipefish), 1572 nucleotides long. NCBI's taxonomy places the organism in Eukaryota, Metazoa, Chordata, Actinopteri, Syngnathiformes, Syngnathidae. The record is from RefSeq and is a predicted model, not a curated record.
ACAACUUCUGCCUGAAAAACAGGAGAGUAGCUUCAGGAUGUUGAAGGAGGAUCCACCAAAGAGGAAGACCAGGCACCACGGACCCUCUGGCUUCUCCUUUUCCUCUUUGACACAGACCCUUCCCUGUAAAAAGGAAGAGGAAGACUCACUGACCCCCCACAUUAAAGAGGAAGAGGAGGAACACAGCAUCAGUCAGGAAGGAGAUCAUAUUGAAGGACUGGUGGAGUUCCCAGUGACUGGUGUCCCUGUGAAGAGUGAAGAUGAUGAGGUCAAAGGUGAAAGUGAGGAGAAGAGAGAGGCGGAGCCUCCAAGCAGCAGCUCAACACAACACAUGACAACAGAAGCUGAUGGAGACCACUGUGGAGGAUCACAAGCAGACAAGAUCUUAGCUCCACUAUCAGAUAGUGAGGACACAACGUCACACUCUCCUGACACUGAUGAUGAACACUCUAAAGAUGAUGCAACAUGUCACACUGACAACACUCACUUCACAUGUUCUCACUGUCACAAAACCUUUAAGUACCAUAGUGAUCUGAAAACACACACAAGAACACACACUGGUGAAAAACCUUUUUCUUGUUCAAUCUGUGGUAAAGGUUUUACACAAAGGCGAUCUUUGAAAAUGCACAUGAGAAUACACACUGGUGAAAAACCCUUUUCCUGUUCAACCUGUGGUAAAGGUUUUACACAAAGUCAACAUUUGAAAGGACACAUGAGAACACACACUAGUGAAAAACCCUUUUCCUGUUCAACUUGUGGUAAAGGUUUUACACAAAGUCAAUAUUUGAAAGUACACAUGAGAAUACACACUGGUGAAAAACUUUUUUCCUGUUCAACUUGUGGUAAAGGUUUUACACAAAGUCACAGUGUGAAAAGACACAAGAGAACACACACUGGUGAAAAACCUUGUAUCUGUUCAAUCUGUAGUAAAGGUUUUACACAAAGUCAAUAUUUGAAAGUACACAUGAGAACACACACUGGUGAAAAACCUUCUACCUGUUCAAUCUGUGGUAAAUGUUUUACAAAAAGUCAGUAUUUGAAAGUACACAUGAGAAUACACACUGGAGAAAAACCCUUUUCCUGUUCAACUUGUGGUAAAGGUUUUACACAAAGUCAACAUUUGAAAAAACACAUGAGAACACACCCAGGAGAGAAAGUGUUGAGUUGCAGUGUGUGUGGUGAAAGAUUGUCUUCUAAGUACCAGUGUAAGAAACACAAGUGUGCUGGUGAGAAAAGCAGCAGCAAAUGAAGAUGCAGGAUUUGAAAUAAACUGUCAAGACUUUAAUGUUGACUUUCUAACAACAUCAGCACAUAUAACAUGUGUGACAUUGUUGGUUGUGUAACUAUCUUGUUAAUAUUCUCCUACAUUUUUUAUUAACGUUGAUGUUCCAGGUAAUCUUAUUUUCAGUGAAGGUUUAGGAUAGCCAAAUAUAAGCUUUGGCUUCAGCCUAUUCUUUUUUCGGUCAUGCUUUUUCUUUUCUUUUCUUUUCCUUUUGUGUGUAAAUGUGUAUGAUUUUUAUAAAUGUAUAGUCUGUACUCUUAAACUGGUCACACACAAUGGUUAAUGGUUGA